AUGGCCUGGAAAGACAAGCUCAGGCGCAUCAAGGAUGAGCUGGGGGGCAUUGUCGGCGACAAGGAACAGUCCCCCAGCCAAGCCCCGCCUCCGGUUCCUCCGCACCCUCCCAACCAACCUGCCGUCGCCUCUGUCUACUGGCAACCUCGUUUCCAACCGGACGUGGCCAUCCAUAUCGAUUGGGAUCCAAAGCUCGGCAAUGGCCCCGACGGCUGGGGAAACCAAGAGUUGCAGCACUACACGGCCGCUCCAGAAAAUGUCUUCCAGCAAGCGACUAAGAUGUUCUUUGCCUGCGACAGCACCGCCGAGGGAAGUCUCGUCAUCCGUGCCGUCGCAAACAAGGAUGCCCCCUCCGCCGAUCGGCGCUACACGUCGGCCCGUCUCGUUAGCAGGCAGACGCUCGCCCGCGACCGUGGCGUCCUCUCGGCCGUCAUCCUCUCCCCCUGCGCCGACGGCAUCUGGCCCGCCUUCUGGCUCCUCCCGCAGGAGCCGUUCGCCUGGCCGACCGACGGUGAGAUCGACAUAGCAGAGACGUGGAACGGCGACUGCGAGAACCACUCUUGCCUGCACUGGGGCCAGCACCACGAGCCCCAGAAGCACCGCGUGCGUGGCACCCGCAUUCGCGACAUGCACGCCCGUCCCGUGCGCUACGACUUUGCAUGGGACCAGCCUGGGGGGCAACCAGGCCAGGGCAGGCUGCUGUGGUACAUCGACGGCCGGCCCGUCAUGAAGGCGGCGGUUCCCGAAGGCACCCGUCCGCUGCGGGAGAUGACCAUCCUGCUCAACGUGGCCAUGGGCGGCAACGUGUGCGCCGGCAAGAAGCCGAAGAAUGGGUGCUACGACAUGGUCGUCUACUCCCUCGGCCUGUUCGAUGAGUUGGACGCCGGCGGCUGGAGCCGGUUCGAGCGCGACUGGGAGUGCGGGAGCACGCCUCACGGGAGCACGUAUUAG
Molecule: messenger RNA, 951 nt
Organism: Drechmeria coniospora
Lineage: Eukaryota; Fungi; Ascomycota; Sordariomycetes; Hypocreales; Ophiocordycipitaceae
Exons: 2
Coding region: 1-951 (316 amino acids)
Biological process (GO): carbohydrate metabolic process
Molecular function (GO): hydrolase activity, hydrolyzing O-glycosyl compounds
Source: RefSeq, a predicted model, not a curated record